Messenger RNA from Candidozyma duobushaemuli, 1548 nucleotides. It is a transcript of the gene FCY24, whose product is annotated as Fcy24p. Gene Ontology annotation, biological process: transmembrane transport. The transcript is spliced from 2 exons. Gene Ontology annotation, molecular function: transmembrane transporter activity. The record is from RefSeq and is a predicted model, not a curated record. Gene Ontology annotation, cellular component: plasma membrane; fungal-type vacuole membrane. NCBI's taxonomy places the organism in Eukaryota, Fungi, Ascomycota, Pichiomycetes, Serinales, Metschnikowiaceae. The coding region runs from base 1 to 1548 and encodes 515 amino acids.
AUGGCAGAGGAGAAAGUCUCGUUCCGAAGCGAGUAUGAAGAGUCCACCAACAAACUCAAUGUAGUCACGAGCUCCAAGUACCUCCUGUGGAUGUACAAGCUCGAUAACCUCGGAGUCGAAAUCAGAGGUAUAGAGAGGGUUACUCCGGAAGAAAAAGUAUCGAUUGGAAAAUGGAGGCUGUUUAUCCAAGUCAUUGGACUUUGGCUCGCUGCCUGUGGCGGUGUCACCACAAUGUCGUCGUUUUUCCUACCGACUUUGGUGUACAACUUGAACUUGAAGAAUGCCCUAGUAGCAUCGCUCUUGGGUAUCAAUUUGGGCAACCUCUCGGGGUGUCGUCAGAUGGUCACGGCACGGUUCUUGUUUGGCCAGUGGUUUGUGAAAAUCGUCGCCAUCAUCGUGAUUAUCGGAAUGAUUGGUUGGUCUGUGAUCAACUGUGUAGCUGGAGGACAGCUUCUUCUGGCGAUCAGCAAUGCCAAUUUGGAGGUGGGGAUUGCCGUGGUUAUGGUGGUGAGCUGGAUCAUUGGCGUUUUUGGAAUCCGGGUUUUGCUCAAGUUCCAGUCCAUCUUGGCCAUUCCCACCAAUGUGGCUAUUCUACUUUUUUACAUUGUGGUUAGCAAAAAAAUCGGCCAUAUUUCAGAUACAAACCAGGCCAUCGAUGAUUUGGAUAUCAGCCUGCAAACAAGCACGGGCCAAUGGCUCUCUGUUUUUGCAUUGGCCUAUUCAGUCACCUCAACCUGGGGUGGAGGAGCCUCAGACUACUAUAUUCUUUUUCCCGACGAUACACCGUCCUGGCAGGUUUUCAUCUUGACGUUUUUGGGAAUCGCCGUGCCGUCCAAUUUUGCAGCCAUUUGCUCGGUUAUAGCCGGAGCCAUUGCAUAUUCGUACCAGCCGUGGUCAGACAACUACGAUAAUUACGGAAUCGGAGGCAUUUUCGCCCUGGCCUUCGAGCCCUGGCACGGAUUCGGCAAGUUCGUCGUUGUCGUCUUGUACCUCUCGCUUAUCUGCAACAACAUCAUGAACACUUAUUCGUGUGCACUUGAGUUCCAGCUUAUAGACACCCGUUUGACGUAUGUGCCUCGAUGGGUGUGGACCACCGUGGUGGCGGUGAUUUACCUAGUUCUUGCAUUGGCUGGAAAAGAGCAUCUCAACAAUAUCUUGGGGAACUUCUUGCCCAUGUUGGGCUACUGGAUCACCAUCUACAUCACCUUGCUUUUGGAGGAGAACUUGAUUUUCCGAGGAACCAAGGCAGCGAGAAGAUUGCACCAUAAUGAGUUUGACGGCACCGACGAGGAGAGCAUUUCCACCAUGUACAACUGGGCCAACUGGAACAAGCCUCUGUAUCGCAGUAUGGGACUUGCAGCCACGCUUUCGUUUUUGUGUGGAGUAGCUGGUGCCGUUUUGGGCAUGAACCAGGUGUACUAUGUGGGGGUUCUUGCGGAAAAGGUGGGUGACGACGGAGCCGAUCUUGGAAUCUACUUGUGCAGUGGAUUUGCAGGUUUGACGUAUCCGGUUUUGCGGUACAUUGAACUUAAGAAGUUUGGGCGGUGA